CAACGAAGUGUGCGCCGACUGCAGCGCCUCAGAUCCUGGUUGGGCAUCGAUUAACCGUGGCGUUCUAGUUUGCGAUGAAUGUUGCAGUGUUCAUCGAAGCCUUGGUCGGCACAUUUCGAUGGUGAAACAUCUCCGGCACAGCUCAUGGUCUCCAACUCUCUUACACAUGGUGCAGACCUUAGCAAGUAAUGGAGCCAACUCCAUCUGGGAACACUCAUUACUUGAUCCAGCCCAAGUGCAAAGUGGACGACGUAAACCAAACCCUCAGGAUAAAGUGCACCCCACCAAGGCAGAGUUCAUACGAGCCAAGUAUCAGAUGUUGGCAUUUGUCCACAAAUUGCCUUGUCGUGAUGAUGAUGGUGUUACCACAAAGGACCUGAGUAAGCAACUGCACUCCAGUGUGCGUACGGGGAAUCUGGAGACAUGUCUCCGGCUGCUGUCCCUGGGAGCACAGGCCAACUUCUUUCACCCGUAUCUGGAUCUUAGAGGAGAAAGAACAGUAAAAUUGACACAAUACUUUCAUGAAAAAGGUACCACGCCCUUGCACGUGGCUGCUAAAGCAGGACAAAUACAUCAGGCUGAACUUUUAGUUGUCUAUGGUGCAGAUCCUGGAGCACCUGAUGUUAAUGGCAGAAGUCCCAUUGAUUAUGCCAGGCAAGCAAAUCACCAUGAUCUCGCUGACAGGCUGGUGGAGUGUCAAUAUGAACUUACAGAUAGAUUGGCAUAUUACCUUUGUGGACGGAGGCCAGAUCACAAAAAUGGGCAUUAUGUCAUUCCCCAGAUGGCUGACAGAACACGGCAAAAAUGCAUGACUCAGAGUAGUUUGGACUUGUCAGAACUGGCUAAGGCUGCCAAAAAGAAACUUCAAGCACUGAAUAAUCGCCUUUUUGAAGAACUUGCAAUGGAUGUUUACGACGAAGUUGACCGACGUGAGAAUGAUGCAGUGUGGCUGGCCACCCAGAAUCAUAGCACAUUAGUGACUGAACGUAGUGCUGUUCCUUUUCUUCCAGUGAAUCCAGAAUAUUCUGCAACCAGGAACCAGGGUCGACAAAAACUUGCUAGGUUUAAUGCCCGUGAGUUUGCAACCCUGAUUAUCGACAUUCUGAGUGAUGCAAAGAGGAGGCAACAUGGAAAAACAUUAGGUAGUCCAACAGAAAAUAUUGACUAUCUUCUGCGAAACCAAAAUGAUCGCCCUGACAGCGACUUUGGUGAUGAUCAGCAUGAUUAUGAUAGUGUAGCUUCUGAUGAGGAUACAGACGCUGAUGUACCGCGAAACGCAUCAUCGGGCAGAAACAACCGAGCAAAGAGCAUGGAUUCAUCCGAUUUAUCAGAUGGCCCCAUAACACUGCAGGAGUAUUUGGAGGUGAAGAAAGCUUUGGCUGCUUCUGAGGCGAAGGUUCAGCAGCUAAUGAAAGUAAACAACAAUCUAAGUGAGGAACUGCGUAGACUUCAAAUGCAGAUUAACAAACUGCAGACAGAAAAUGCACAAAUGAAACAACAAACACCUAGUCUGCAUCCGUCACCAACUACCAGUGACCGACAGGACCUUGCUCCCCAUGCAAGCACAAGUAGACGUGAUCGGCAAGCUGUAUCCAUGUACGAAACCAGAUCUGGACAGAAAUCUUUUGGACAGGCUGCUGAUGACAUUACUACAAGACUUCAGUCUUUAGAUUGCAAUAUUCGCAGGGGUGUCUCCGUGACCUCUGUACCCUUUCCCUUCUCUCCGCUGCACUCCUGUUCACAGGACUGCGGCAGAUCCGUGGUUAAGUACCAUCUCAGUUGGGCUCAAGUAUCCAAACUGGACAAACGUGGUAGUGGAACAGACAGUGACUAUGACAAUACCCAGACAAGUGAGCUGCCACUAGGAAUCGCUGAUGGGAAGAUGGGAAGGGAUGAUGACUUCCACCUAGAAUAUGAUGAACAUGAGGGAGAAUUAGAUCCAAGCCUUCCCAGUACAGAGGAUGUAAUCCUUAAAACAGAGCAGGUCACGAAAAACAUCCAGGAGCUUCUUCGAGCUGCCCAGGAGUGUAAACAUGAAAGUUUUGUUCCAUGUUCUGAAAAGAUUCACUCCGCAGUCACUGAAAUGGCUUCUCUCUUUCCAAAGAAGCCUGCCCUGGACACAGUCCGAUGCUCUUUGAGGUUGCUAAAUGCGAGUGCCUUCCGAUUGCAAUGUGAGUGCAGGAAAACCAUUCCGCCAGAGCCUGGUGCACCGGUUGACAUCCAGUUGCUCACGCAGCAAGUCAUCCAGUGUGCCUACGAUAUUGCUAAGGCCGCCAAGCAACUGGUUACCAUAACAACCCGUGAGAAAAAACAAUGAUAAAACACUUCGUUCACAUUCCGUUUUUGGAGUACAUUUGGGAGAUUAAAACAUGCAACUUUCUUCGAAAGCAAACUGAAAUCCCUGUAAAUAUUCUGAUUCAAGUAACAUGGAUCUUUUUUCUGCCAUAGAUUAUUUCGGCUUUCAGGAUAGAUGAAAGUUUAAACUUCCAAUUUUGUGGUAGAACUCGCCAAUAAUAGUUAAUCAGAAUUGUUACCACUGUAUAUUGACGCGGCCAUAACAAAAAGUCGCAUUGUGGUGAUAGCCGAUAUUCUUCGACUUCUGAUGUUUCAGCAAGAUGUGAAUAUUUACUUGAUCGUCGGGUUAUGUUACACUGGAAUUUUUGACUCUUCUACAAAUAAGUUGUUUUGCAAAAGUACCAAGUCUUACAUUAUUGGUGAACACUAUGAUGUGAAAUUUCAGUGCCACAAAGGCUUCAUGCAUUCAGUAAUUGUUAUAUGAAAAAGAACUGCAAGUAAAGCCACUUGAAAAUUGCUGAUAGUUCUUGUAUGUGACCACCUGAGUUUAAUACGGAUUGUCAGUGGGUUAUUCACUGAUUCAUUUUGCCAUCACCAGAGGCUGAAGAACAAUAGAUGUUCUGAAAACCAUUAGAAAAAAUACAAGUAGUGGGGUGCCUUUUUUGUAUAGAAUACUGUGAACCUGUGACUGUAACUGGCAACCAUCAGUACCAUUGCAUCUUUGUGCAUUGUGUGCCUUAUAACAGUUGAAUCUUGUUAAACAGUUGCAUCCCAUUAUAAUGUAGUCUUCACGCUUUGCUUUAGUAGUGCCCAUUUUUCACAUUGAACAGUUCGAGGAUAAUGACUUUGUGUAGUGUGCAAUUUUUAUUGAUAGUUUACUAAAGUACAGUUACUGUACAAUAAUUGAGAAUGCUAUUUGACUGUAGCUAAUGGUUGUGUUGGGCGUUCUCCAUUGUUUAAAAAUUUAAACAUGGUCCUCUAAUAUCCAGCGUAUGUCAAAAUUUUCUUGGGCUGUAUUAAAGUGACUGAUGCGUGCAGCAACAGUCCUUCAGCACAUGGCUUCAUAUUACCUUUGGGCACAGAAUGUUGGGGGCAUUUUCAGUUUCCAGCAUUCUUUAUUGUUUCAGCCUUCUGAAGAUCAUCAUCCCUAAAGUGAGUAGAGAAGAUGGGCCAUUACUGUACAAGACUUGAACCUGAUUUUUUUGACACUUGUUCCGAUUAUUGGAGUAAGAUGAUCCAUUGUUUCAUUUUAUUUAUAGAAAUUAAAUGGCCAUCUAUUUGUUUCCUGGGAAAAAAUAUUUCACAAGGAAUAAACAGCACCUCCAGCAUUUGUCUUGCACUAGCUUGGCAUUUGAUACUGUACAGUGAAAGGGGAACUGGAUAGUAACUGCAAAAGUUUUAAUUGCUGAAUAAUUUGGGGAAUGCAGGCUUGUGAAUUGUUGUUAAUUAAUAACUUCAGCACCCUUAUGUUAACUUUAUUGCCAUUUAUUUUGCAAGCUGUGGGGCUUGGUGUAGUGGGAAAAUUACCAAUAAGAAAAUUUUAAAAGCAAAGUAGUUAAAGUUACAAUGUUUAUUUUGUGAACUGAACAAAAAUCAUGUUUUGAAGACAAAAUGUCAAUGAAAAUUGAUCUAUUCCAGUAUAGGGAGAUGGAAGUCAGAUUGUGAUGCUACAUUGCAAUUUAUUUCAAAUGCUGGAAAAUUGAUUGAAAGGAAUGGUACUUGGGGAAGGAUUCUGUAGAUUGAAAGAAAUUUGGACAAAUGAGAUUCUUCUAGUAUGAGGUAUGCACAACUUGCACAGCUUUUGAAAAAAUGUUUCAAGCCUUAACUGAUGUUCUGGGCAUACAGUAUUGGGGUGCUGUUUGUAUAUAAAAUAUAAGUAAAUGUGCAUAGUUUAAUAAUGUUAAACAAAAAGACUGUUUAUCAUUCUAAUCUUACAAGUCAAUGAUGUAACUGGAGUAAUCAAAACCACUACGUUCAUGGCACUGGGCAGAUUCAGUCAUUGAAUUCAGCUUAUCCCAAGUGUAAGAGACAAAGUCCUUUGUUAAACGAACAUGGACGCAUUGUAAAUCUUUUUACUUGUUCUUUAUUUGAUAAAAUGCUCAUCAAAGUACUGACUGAUGUGCUGACAUUGUAAAAUGUGUUGAUUUUUUUUUCAUACAUUCAUUGAAACACUAUGAUAUGCUACAAAAAUGUUGAUUCAUUGGAAAAAAUAUCAAAUUUUGAAAUAGGUUUUGCAAGGCAAAUUACAGGCAGGGACUGUAUACAGUACAGUCAGAGGGAAUUAAAUGUUUUUUUUCUCUGUACCUUUUCAAAUGUCUAGUUAAUUUGACAUAAUGCAAUAGUAUUUAGACAGUGACCAAAGGCAUUUAUAAAGAACUGUUUAGAAUGACCAGGGAUGGUAUUAAAUUACACAUUAAAUGGCAAGGUUCAUUUUCGUGUGACAGCUUUUUGUUAGUUUGUGUGAAAUACACUGCCAGAAAUUUUGCAAAUAGCAAAGAAAAAGAUCAAAUGCUAUAGCCUCUCAAAUACUUUUCAUUGCCCUUUUGAAACUCUCUUAAUUUGUAAUGCUGCUAUGGACAGCUGACAUUUUGUACAGCAUUAUCUUCAAACCAAUCAGUUUCUUUGUAAUUCUGUAAGGAUGAAAUCUUGUUUACAACAAAAGUCAUGAAAUGCUGAAUUUUGACAUGAAAGUUUCAUAUAAACUUUUGGCUUUAUUCCAGAAUGUUAGGAUUUAAAAUUCAUUAACCCAUUCUGUUAAUUUGUUUUUGUAAAAAGGGUAAAAUAUUACUAUCAAGUUGUAAAAUAGGCAGUUAACACUAGUGGAAGAAACAAAUUUUGCAUCUAAUUUGUAAGCACCACACACCCUCUGGUGCAUCCAUUGCUGAAUAAGUCCACCCUCUCCAGUCACAUCUCGGCAUCAUAAAUUUUCAUUGUCACAGUCUCCAGAUUGGAUUAAGUAACAUAGAUUCACUUGUUCCUUGUUGAACUGGGACGCUAUGCAAGUAGUAAGUUGCCAGUAUUGCAUCCACCACUACAGACUACACAGGCAAACUUUAAUCAUCCAGGCUAAGAUUGUAGUGAAGUACAGAUGAGUCAGACUUUGACUGAAGCUGCAAAUAUCAAAGCAACCUCUCUUCAAAAAAAAACAAAUCUUCUGUAAACUAACAAAAUCAAAACCUAUUUAAAAUAGGUUAAAUAUAGUUUCUUGUCAUUGAUGUCAUUCACUCAUUUCCUUUGACCUGUCUAGUAUUGAUGCAUUAUGCCUGCAGGGAUAUGUGAAAUUUGUCUGUUGUUCAGAUGAAUAACUCUGCAACCUUUUAGAUAAGAUUUGAAUCAUAUGCAGCAAAACUCUUUAUCUCACUGAGGAAAGUAGUGAUUUAAUAUACUCACUGACAUCACUUUACAAGGAUUUGCAGUAGCUCCGAAUCUAGGCAAACUCCAAGAGCAUACAAAUUUCACUCAGCAAAGAUAUAUUUUGUAAAGGAAGCAAGCUAACAACAUAAUGCGAUUUGUAGGUUCAAAUAGUAACUAAUAACUCAUACAUAUUGUACGAAAUUUCCAUUUCACACUAACUGAGCUGAUUCACUGUAUUUCUGCCUUGGAAUUCCCUCCCCUAAUCCCACAGCUAACACUUUUUAUUGGGGGUGGGUGGGGAAGUGGGGUUGCAGGGCAUGUGACGUGAGGGUACUGCCUGGAAGGGUUGGACAAAGAUUGAACAGUAGAUUCAAUAUUGUAUCUGAAUUCUGGGAAUGAAGAAUGUAUUAAUUAAGUUAUACACAUUCAAGUACAACUUGUGGUUAAGACAAUCUGUAAUCCUGGAAAAAAAUAACACAUUUUCUCAAUGCUGUAAUAGCUGGAUUGCCAUAAAGGGUAUUCAAAUGAGACCAGUGAUUACAUCAGAAGGCAUCUAAAGGGAAUGUGUGCUGUAUUAAUAUUGAUCAUUCAUCAAUGUUUUACAUGUAAGCCUGUUUUAUAAUCAGUAUUUCAUCUUGACAAUGGUAUGAGAAAAGUAUAUACCAAUGGAUUGAGUUUCCAUAUAAUUUCUUUCAAGUUACUUUCAAGUAACAUACAGGAACAUCAUGGAGGUGGUUAAUUCCUACUUGUAAUAUUGCAGCACAUGUUUCUGAGGCACUGGGACUCUAUCAAUAACAAUUUUAAAGUAUAAUUUUACAUUUACCAAAACAAGGUUGUAUAUAUUUUGAAAGAAAUCAAUACCUUAGUGAGUUCAGUUACAGUCUAAUCCUCUGGGUUCAGAUGUUUAUACACUGUAUUCCGCACAGUUUUAGAAUGCCUUUUGAAGUGACCCCUUUGGGGUCCAGCUUUGUAACCCAUUCUCAUUUUAUAUAUUCUAUGACUAAUCCCCAGUGUGUGGUACAAAAUGUUUUUUUUCUUAAAUCCAAAUGUCUGAUAUCUCAAACAAUUGGUAUUAAGCAUGCACUUUUGGACAGUUGAGUGCUAAAAGUUAUAUUUAACAAGGACAGUCACUGACCUGCUUAUUGUUUAUGUUGUGCAAUGAAUGCUAAUUGUAACUAAUUCCAUUUAGAAAUGCACUCUUAUUGUAGCUGGUAGUAGGAAUGUGGUGGUGGGCUUCCUUGUAAACUCAUCUAUUGUACAUUUGUAUUGAAAUAAAUAUAUUCUGUUGUGCACAA
Chiloscyllium plagiosum (whitespotted bambooshark) is the source of this 6944-nucleotide messenger RNA. RefSeq names its product G protein-coupled receptor kinase interacting ArfGAP 1 (gene git1). Gene Ontology annotation, molecular function: GTPase activator activity; small GTPase binding. Gene Ontology annotation, biological process: brain development; synaptic vesicle recycling; regulation of ARF protein signal transduction. NCBI's taxonomy places the organism in Eukaryota, Metazoa, Chordata, Chondrichthyes, Orectolobiformes, Hemiscylliidae. The record is from RefSeq and is a predicted model, not a curated record. Gene Ontology annotation, cellular component: cytosol; synapse; neuron projection.